Messenger RNA from Girardinichthys multiradiatus, 3456 nucleotides. It is a transcript of the gene col9a1a, whose product is annotated as collagen, type IX, alpha 1a. The record is from RefSeq and is a predicted model, not a curated record. Lineage: Eukaryota; Metazoa; Chordata; Actinopteri; Cyprinodontiformes; Goodeidae. The transcript has 32 exons. Bases 137 to 2200 code for a protein of 687 amino acids.
GGACUUUCUCAGAUCCUCCCUCCAGCAGGCGGUGGGCUUUCAGGCAGGGGGGGUACUGGCAAAUGAACUGAUUGAAAGCCUUGUCUAAUCUGGUAAAAGGAGAGUUUUAGUAUCUUUAAGGCUCUUCUGGAAGACCAUGGCUCUCCUCAGGAUCCAUCAGGAGCCUUUGCUGGUGGUUUUAUUGCAGAUUAUGUUGAUUUGCUCUGCUCAGAGGGGCCCACCUGGUCCCAGAGGGUCCCCUGGACCGCCUGGCAUCCCUGGAGUACCUGGAGUGGAUGGAAUUGAUGGCGAAAGAGGAGAAGACUCCACUGUAACUGGACCAAUAGGUCCUGCCGGAGAUAAUGGCAAGGACGGGUCUUCUGGAGCUCCAGGCGUUCCAGGAGCAGAUGGACUUGUGGGACCUCCAGGAGAUCCAGGCCCUGUGGGCUCAAAAGGCUCAAAAGGGGAACCUGGAGGCCGGGGACCUGCUAGAGAACCUGGUGUAGGACCUGAUGGAACCGAUGGUAUUCCUGGUACAGAUGGGCUACCAGGUGAACUGGGAAGAGCAGGACCCUCUGGAGUAAAAGGAAGGAGAGGUCCCGUCGGUCUACCUGGUCCUGCUGGUCCUCGGGGACCUCCAGCUGUUUACCAGGGUGAGGACCUGUGUCCAAAUGCCUGCCCUGCAGGUCUGACUGGAUAUUCUGGACUCCCUGGGAUGAAAGGCCACAAAGGGGCUAAGGGCGAAUCAGGUGAGCCCGGAAGACAAGGACACAAGGGGGAGGAGGGCGAUCAGGGACCCCCUGGUGAAGUUGGAGCUCAAGGACUGCCAGGCCAAGGUGGACCAAGAGGCCUUCCAGGAAUAAUGGGCCCCAAAGGAGACAGGGGACCUCGCGGAAGGCCUGGUGAUGUAGGUCCUCGGGGAAUUCAGGGAGCACCAGGGGAUCCAGGUCAACGAGGAGCAAUAGGGGAGAGUGGACAGAUAGGAGCGCAGGGGGCCCGGGGCCCACCAGGAAUCAGGGGAGCACCAGGGCCAAAAGGAGAACCUGGCCUUCCUGGUCCAGAUGGUCGUGAGGGAAUACCUGGGCUGCCUGGUUCAAAGGGUCUACCAGGAAAAAGUGGGGCUCCAGGUGAUGCAGGCACACAGGGACUUCCUGGUUUACCAGGUACAUAUGGCCAGAAAGGACACAGCGGUGCUAAGGGCAUCGUAGGGGACCCAGGAGUUGUGGGACUGAUGGGGUCUCCGGGGAAACAAGGGGAGCGUGGAGACCAGGGGGAGGUGGGACCUGCCGGGCCCAGAGGAGGACCUGGUGAGCGUGGGGAGAGAGGACCUGACGGACCUUUAGGAUCACCAGGAGCCAGGGGAGGCAAAGGGGAUCCAGGCUUUCCAGGACUUCCUGGUCCUGCUGGUUACCGAGGUCAAAAGGGGGACAGGGGUUCUGUGGGUCUCACCGGCCCUAAAGGAGACCAGGGACCUUCAGGUGUUGAAGGAAUACCAGGAGAUAAAGGCGAAGUGGGUGAUCAAGGUGAACCAGGAGAGAAAGGAUCGCAAGGUCCACCAGGAGAGACAGGAAACAAGGGACCUGAAGGCGGCCGUGGGCUGCCAGGCAAAGAGGGCAAGCUCGGUCAGCCAGGACCACGAGGCAUGCAGGGAGACACAGGGGUACCGGGACUACCUGGACAGCAGGGACCAGCGGGCAAACCACCAACAGACAGACACAUCAAACAGGUCUGCAUGAGAGUAAUGCAAGAGCAGCUGGCCCAGUUAGCAGCCAGCCUGAGAAGGCCGGAAUCAGGCAUCGCCGGGCUGCCCGGGCCUCCUGGCCCACCUGGACCACCAGGUGCCCCUGGAGAGAAUGGCUUUCCGGGCCACUCUGGGUCAAGAGGUCUCCCUGGUUUUAAGGGUCCACCUGGGUUAAUCGGCCUGAAAGGACCAAAAGGUGACCAGGGAGACCAAGGGGACAGAGGUCCCACACUGAGAGGGUCCAAAGGGGAACCAGGGGUCCCUGGUCUACCAGGUGAACCCGGUCAACCGGCUUAUGGGACAAACGGCCGUGAUGGAGAACGGGGACCACGUGGUGUUCCUGGAAUCAAUGGCGUUCCCGGGCCUCCUGGGCCCGCUGGCAGGAAUGGCUACUGUGAGUCUUCGCAGUGCGUCCUUGCCAUGGUGGCAUCGUUCGGCCUCGAAAAGAACUCUGAGACAAAGGGCCCCAGCGAAAUGUGAGAGAGGACAGAAGCUGAACUCAAAGUGUCAGCAGAACAAAAGGAGUUUUUAAAGCCACCUUUGAGGUUACACUGACAUUAAUGUGGACUCUAAAUAACAUCCAACCAGCUUUGGCAAUUUAUUGUUUUUACCUCAGUUUUUCCAUCUUUGUACUGUAAAAUAAAAGGAACCAUGAUGAAAUGACUGUAGAAAAGGCAAAGACUCACCUGCUAAGUUUCUAACCAAACACUAAGGCAUUCUGCUUCUCUGUAUGUUUAUGUAAAUGUGUCAAUACAUAUAACCGGAUGACAGUAGUUUGAUAGCAUUUUAGGUGGUUUAAAUGUCCUCAUAGAUGUUGGUAACAUUUGAUUAUUUCUGGAUAGAAGGGUGAACAUGUGUGAAAGUAUCUGACACAGUCUUGUAUGAUUUCUUAUUUAUUAUAUCAAGGUUCAAUGUCGUACCUGUAAGUUGUACAAAAGAGGAAAUAUACACAUGUUUUGUAACCAUGGCUGUGUUUUGCAUUUAAACAUUCAUUUACAAACACACUGAUCAUAACCUACAGGAUAUAACUGAAGAUACAGUAACACCCGACAGCUAAGAGGUAGUUAGUCUAAAGCAGACCUGACAAUCCAAGUGCGAAGAUUGAAAGGGAUCAUCAGGCUGGGCAGCUGGGCAUGAAGGAGUGCUCUAAGCAAGUUACAGAAAAAUGUUUAACUGUCAUAUCUGAAUGUGUUUACCAUUUGUUUACUGUAAAUAACUUAUGAUAUUGCACCAUGAACGUUUUUCUGUUCUGAAACAAAUCACCAUUUACAGUUCAGUUAAAAAAAUAUAAAAUAAUUUUUUAGCAAGUGAUUCAUGACGUAAAACAGUCUCACAUUCAGCUCUGAAUGUCUGUCUGCUCGGGUGACUGAAAGCUGAUACUUAAACUAGUAGACGAACUAACUGUGGCUGCAACUUGAGAUCAUGCUUCAGUGUAAUCCACUUAUUCAAGGUUGGUAAAGGUUUGCUCACAUCAUGGUUCCGUUCAUAGACAAAAUAUAUACAUUUUUAGAAGAGGUGAAAGCAGGUGCUGCAGUUUAUGUCUAAGUCCUCUUCAUUUUAAUAGUACAGUGACUUGUAAAGAUAUUUGUAACUGCUUGAACUUUUGACACUUUACAAACACAAACUUCAGCUUUUGUUGGGAUUAAAUGGGACAGACAAAUACAAAGUAGUGCAAAACUGUAAAGUGGAAGGAAUCAUUUUCAACAUUUCUAUCAAAUAAAAUUUUCAAAACUGUA